Cydia amplana is the source of this 3332-nucleotide messenger RNA. It is a transcript of the gene Vps53, whose product is annotated as vacuolar protein sorting-associated protein 53 homolog. The record is from RefSeq and is a predicted model, not a curated record. Bases 63 to 3332 code for a protein of 1089 amino acids. NCBI's taxonomy places the organism in Eukaryota, Metazoa, Arthropoda, Insecta, Lepidoptera, Tortricidae. Gene Ontology annotation, cellular component: GARP complex. The transcript is spliced from 23 exons. Gene Ontology annotation, biological process: retrograde transport, endosome to Golgi.
AUCCUAAUAUUUGAGAUUUGAGGAGUUGCAGACGAAUGAUUUCAUCAGAAUUAGGGUGAAACAUGGAGUCCAACGGGCUGGACGACAAGGAUGUGGGGCCGGAGGUGCAGAUCAGCUUCCCCGAGUCCGUGACGAGCCGCAUCGAGGAGCUCAUGGGCGGCACGGAGCAGUUCGAUAGCGAAGAGUUUGACGCAGUCUCCUACAUCAACCGAGUGUUUCCGACGGAGCAGUCUCUAGCAGGAGUAGACAGCGCAGCGGCUCGCUGUGAGAUGCGACUGGCCGGGGUGGAGGCGGACAUCAGGCGUCUUGUGAGAGACCAGGCCCAGCAGCGGCAAGAUGGGCAUGAGGCGCUGCUGCAGGCUCAGCAAUGUAUUGCUGACUUAGCUUUACAGGUGACAGACAUAAACAAGAAAGCAGGUCGCAGCGAGAGCAUGGUGCGUGAGAUAACCGCCGAGAUCAAGCAGCUGGACCGCGCCAAGAGCAACCUGACCGCCGCCAUCACCGCCCUCAAUCAUUAUCACAUGUUGUGUGGGGCUGCCACCUCGCUCCGCGCUAUGGCCUCGCAGAGGCAGUACAGCGCUUUACUGCCACCUUUGCAAGCUGUCAUGCAGGUGCUGGCUCACUUCGAGCGGUACCGCGACAUCCGCACGCUGAGCGCGCUGCGCGAUGACGUCACCGCGCUGCGGCGCGCGCUCGCCGCGCAGAUCCUAGCAGACUUCAAGGAAGCCUUCACAGCUGGUAAAGCGAGCACGGUGUCCGCUAAAACCCUGAGCGAAGCGUGCGGCGUGGUGGAUGCACUAGAGCCCAAAGUCAAGCGUGACCUGCUGACAUGGUUCACUACCAUGCAGUUGCAGGAGUACGAGCACCUGUUCUCCUCGGAGCAGGAGUGCGCGUGGCUCGCGCACGUGGAGCGGCGCUACGCGUGGCUGAAGCGCCACCUGCUGGCUUUCGAGGACGGCGCCGGGAACGUGUUCCCGAGGCCGUGGAGGCUCAGCGAGCGGAUCGCCACGCACUUUUGUGAGGUGACAAAAACCCAGCUGACGGCGUUGCUCGCCGCGCGGCGGAGCGAGCUGGACGUGAAGCUGCUGCUGUACGCCAUACAGAAGACGUACGCCUUCGAGCUGUUGCUGCACAAGCGGUUCCAGGAUGACGGCGCGGACAAUGACUUGCAGGUGGCGAGGAGCCAGCUGACGGCGUUGCUCGCCGCGCGGCGGAGCGAGCUGGACGUGAAGCUGCUGCUGUACGCCAUACAGAAGACAGGCGCGGACAAUGACUUGCAGGUGGCGAGGAGCCAGCUGACGGCGUUGCUCGCCGCGCGGCGGAGCGAGCUGGACGUGAAGCUGCUGCUGUACGCCAUACAGAAGACGUACGCCUUCGAGCUGUUGCUGCACAAGCGGUUCCAGGAUGACGGCGCGGACAAUGACUUGCAGGUGGCGAGGAGCCAGCUGACGGCGUUGCUCGCCGCGCGGCGGAGCGAGCUGGACGUGAAGCUGCUGCUGUACGCCAUACAGAAGACGUACGCCUUCGAGCUGUUGCUGCACAAGCGGUUCCAGGAUGACGGCGCGGACAAUGACUUGCAGGUGGCGAGGAGCCAGCUGACGGCGUUGCUCGCCGCGCGGCGGAGCGAGCUGGACGUGAAGCUGCUGCUGUACGCCAUACAGAAGACGUACGCCUUCGAGCUGUUGCUGCACAAGCGGUUCCAGGAUGACGGCGCGGACAAUGACUUGCAGGUGGCGAGGAGCCAGCUGACGGCGUUGCUCGCCGCGCGGCGGAGCGAGCUGGACGUGAAGCUGCUGCUGUACGCCAUACAGAAGACGUACGCCUUCGAGCUGUUGCUGCACAAGCGGUUCCAGGAUGACGGCGCGGACAAUGACUUGCAGGUGGCGAGGAGCCAGCUGACGGCGUUGCUCGCCGCGCGGCGGAGCGAGCUGGACGUGAAGCUGCUGCUGUACGCCAUACAGAAGACGUACGCCUUCGAGCUGUUGCUGCACAAGCGGUUCCAGGAUGACGGGGCGGCGCUGCCCGACGGCGCGGAGCUCAACGUGGACCCUCAGGCCGUGUUUGACGCAGACGCCAAAGACCCCGAGGCGGCGGGCGGCGCCGCGCGGCCGGGCGGGCCGUGGGUCGGCAUCAUCGGCGCCUGCUUCGAGCCCUACCUGUCCAUCUACAUCAGCAGCCUCGACUCCAACCUCGCCUCGCUCAUGGACAGGUUCAUACAGGACGCGAAGGCGCCGGCGGCGGGUGUGGCGGGGGUGGGGACGGCAGGGGAGGCCGGGGCCGUGCUGUCGUCGUGCGCGGACCUGUUCCUGUUCUACAAGAAGUGCCUGGUGCAGUGCGCGCACCUCACCACCGGGGAGCCCAUGUUGGAGCUGGCGGGCGUGUUCGCGAAGUACCUGCGCGCGUACGCCGGCGCCGUGCUCCGCGCUGCGCUGCCGCGCGCCCCCGCCCCCGCCACCCCCGCCGCCGCGCUCGUCGCCAACCUGCACACGCUGGCCACCAACCAGCCCGCCAAUGCUCAGAGGUACAGCGCGGCGGAGAUAUCUCGCGUGACGUCCGUCAUCACCACGGCGGAGUACUGCUUAGAAACUACCGUCCAUCUUCAGCAGAAACUGAAGGAGAAGGUGGUCCCGCGCCUCGCCGAGCGGAUCGACCUGACGCCCGAGCAGGAGCUGUUCCACGCGCUCAUCGGGGACUGCAUCGCCGCGCUGGUGGCCGAGCUGGAAGCAGCCUGCGAACCCGCGCUGCAGGCCAUGGUGCGCGCCCCGUGGCUGCACGUGCAGACGGUCGGAGACCAGAGCACGUACGUGACGCAGGUCAUCAUGCACCUCAAGCACACCGUGCCCACGCUCAGGGACAACCUGGCCAGCUCCAGGAAGUACUUCACGCAGUUCUGUAUAAGGUUCGCGAACUCGUUCAUACCCAAGUUCAUCCAGAACAUAUACAAGUGCAAGCCGAUCUCGACGGCGGGCGCCGAGCAGCUGCUGCUGGACACGCACAUGCUCAAGACGGCCUUGCUGGACCUGCCCUCCAUAGGGUCUGAAGUGAAGCGCCCAGCGCCGGCGACGUACACCAAGGUGGUGAUCAAGCUGAUGACGCGCGCGGAGAUGAUCCUCAAGCUGGUGAUGGCGCCGCUGGAGGGGGCGGGGGCGGGGGCGGGGGCGGGGGCGGGAGGGGGGGAGGCCUUCGUGGCGCAGUUCGUGCAGCUGCUGCAAGACGCCACGCUGCAGGACUUCCACAAGGUCCUGGAUAUGAAGGGCGCUCGACUGGGCAAGGCGCAGCUCAGCGCGCUGGACGCUCUGUUCAAGCAAGCGGCGAGGAACGAGGGCAAUUAG